AGAACCUUCAUAUUAAAGAAAAGCAUGGCAACCCAUAUCUAUGGUAUGCCUUUGAAGAACACAGCAGAAAACAACGACUUUGAUGAAGAGGAAGAAACGGAGGAGGAAGAAGAGGAGAAUGUUGGAGUAGAGCUAAUUGAGGAGAGUAACUUGAAGAGGAAAAGACUGAAUCUUGAAAAGAGAAAAGGGUCAAAUAGUAAGGGUGGUGGAGGACCCCGUUGUAAAAUGGAGAAAUGUGGAGUUGAUUUGAGUGGAGCAAAGAAGUACUACAAAAGGCACAAAGUUUGUCAAGUUCAUGCCAAGGCUCCAAUUGUUCUUGUUGCUGGCUUAAGGCAGAGGUUCUUCCAACAAUGCAACAGGUUGUUCCCCAGCAGGCGGUGCUGAUCCUUGACAGCAGCAUACCCUCCACUCAGCAGAUUUUGGUGAGCCCUACUCUACACCGGGGCCCAUAUGUUGUCUUAUUAUCUUGUAUAUUGCUUUUGAGGGAUAUCCGGGGCCUUGUUACCAGUAUUUUCAUACUACUCUUUUGUUUCAUUUAGAGGCUCUGUAGACAUAUUGUUAUUGUGUUUUCAUUUGGGGAUAUGGACUAUAAAUGUUAUAGUUAUUGGAUGUUCUACUUUUAAAUAUGAACUUGUAAGCU
Molecule: messenger RNA, 640 nt
Organism: Nicotiana tabacum (common tobacco)
Lineage: Eukaryota; Viridiplantae; Streptophyta; Magnoliopsida; Solanales; Solanaceae
Product: squamosa promoter-binding protein 2-like
Cellular component (GO): nucleus
Molecular function (GO): DNA binding
Source: RefSeq, a predicted model, not a curated record